UUCUAGCCAAAGCUUGGCUGGUGGUGACUUCCCGCUUUCCAGUUCUCUGUCCAGUCAGUGUUGUUGUGACUUUGGUGGCGAGAAGGUGAUGUGCUCGCGUGCUCUCCGUCUGUCUCUCGUACGUAACCAGGACUUUUAAUUGCAGGGACCAGCGUCGACUCGAAACCCAAAAUGGUGAUCGUCAGCGUAGGAGGAGGGAUAGGAGAUGCCGGUGGAGGAGGAGGGGGAGUAGGGGGUGGAGGAGGUGGAGGAGGGAAAUGCCCCCAGGACCAGGAGGGGCCUACCCUCGCCCAUUACCCUCAGCAUUACAACGCCGAUUACCCGCCUGGGUCCGCCGCCACUACCCACCGCCGCCGGCCAAGUUCGCCCAGCAGAGGGAAUACCCGCCCGGCUAUGACAGCGACUCUAACAGCGACCACAGCAGCAGUGGGCGUGGCAGCGGUGGCAGUGACGUGGGCAGCGAAGUUGACAGGGAAGGCUCUCGCCUGGAAGACAGCGGCCGAUACAGCGCAGACGGGUGCGAAAGCAUCUCCCCAACAUCGUCCCAGAAACAGAUCUCGUCCCACAUCGAAAUCAAGAGCCAUGUGGACCCAACAUCCAGCGUCACAACCACUACAUCCAGCGUGACCAUCAAGACUGCACCGCAGAUCAAGAACCCGUCUCCAGUGCACAAGCACGUCAGUCAGUCACACUCUCCCGCCCACAGCAUCCAGUCUACCACACAGUCCAAGGUCCUGUCUGGGGGCAAGAACGGUCAGGAAGUGGCCGUGACACACAGCCGCUCAUCAAGAAGCGUCCCGGUAACCCACCCGCCAGUCGACGCGCCCCUGUGCUCCCAGUGCAACCGGAGGGGCCUCUUCUUCUUCGACCCCGGCUGUAGCGGCUGCUCCACCCUGCUGAGGCGCCCCACGACCUCCCCCUCCCACGUCUUCGCCGUCAUGAGGCAGUGGGUGCCCCAGGUCCAACACAACAUUCAUCAACUUGUUGCGCAGGCGCUGUCCUUAGGAUGCCAUGUCGACGACCGGGACGGCCUCUCGGACAUGACCCUCCUGCACUACGCCGUUAAGGCUGGAAGUAACGGCGUGGGAGACCCUGUCAUGGCCCUCAAGGUGGUGAAGGAAUUGCUUCGCGACGGCGCCGACGUCCACCAGAGAUGUCGCUGGACCCACAUGACUGCCCUGCACUACGCCGCUUACUUCGACGUAGCCCCUGUGCUGGAUCUGCUCCUCAGCGAUUCCCAAGGUGUCAGCAUCAACGACGCCUGCUUGGAGUACUCGGGAGGAACUCCUCUGCACAUCGCAGCUGCCAACCUCUGCCUGGCAGCUACGAAGGUCCUCCUGGCACAUGGAGCUCCUCUGAAUCUGACAGAUACUCAAGGGCGAACUCCAUUCCAAUGCAUCCCGGCCCCCGACCAAUACGAACUGGUCCCAGACGUCCAGAAUGUCAUCGCCCAGCUGAGGUCACUCCUUUGCCCAUCGGCUGCGCACUGCUACAGCACCUACGAGUACUCCAUGGGACAGUCGUCCACGCAAGGCCUCUCCGGAAGGGCUGUUCUCAAGGCCAUGGGACUCAAGCUAGGUGACAGAGUGUUGGUCAGUGGCGUCAAGACAGGAACAUUGAGAUUUGUUGGUUCCACCGAAUUCGCCACCGGGCUGUGGGCAGGGGUGGAACUGGAGACACCUUCAGGACGUCACAACGGCACUGUCAAGGGAGUCAUGUACUUCAGGUGUGCCAAUAAUUAUGGCAUAUUCGUCCCGGUGAACAGACUGACGAAGAUCCCCAACGUUAGUGGAGGGCGACAGGGCCGUUCCACCUCCGUUGCCCAACGCCAGAGGGCGAGGGACUCCUCCAGGCGAUCCGUCUCCCUCCCACCGGGUCGUGUCAACCACGGCCGCGUGGACGUUUCCCGCGUGUCAUCCCGGGUGGCCCAAGACAUCCGCAACACAAACAGGAAAAUCGUGAUUGGAGACAGGGUUUACGUAGACAUGGGCAUAGGAAACGGAUCGACCAGGGCGGUGAUGGGCGUGGUGAGGUACACGGGCGGAGUUCACUUUGCCUCCGGUUUCUGGAUUGGAGUGGAGCUGGAAAUUCCCCGUGGCACCAACGACGGCUCCGUCAACGGCUCCAGAUACUUCACCUGCCGUCCCAACUGCGGUAUCUUUGCUGCCCCGUCAAGGGUUAUCAAGGUCAGCAGCGACUACGACUGCGACGAAGGUCUGCCUCCAAGCGAGCCUAGCUCACUCAGCUACAGCCGUUUCUCCCUGGGGUCAGGCCAUGGGUCUAACAACAACAUCCUAUCUACCGGACCCGUGAGUCUGGGAUAUAGUACGAGCUCUAUGUCCUACAACACCCACGGACCUUCGAGUCUUGGUUUCCACUCGGCCAUGAAUGGCGCCAACAACCACCCCAUGUGUUCCAGCAUGACAGAUUCCUGCUCUAAAUGCGUGUCUUCACAGCAUCUCUUGGAUGGGUUCAGCGAAGGUGCGCUGAAAAGGGCUAAUUCACUGAAAACAGCCAUCUACCCACCGAACACGGCUAUGACCAGCCUCAACAGGUCUUUCUCGGCACGCUUACUUCCCCAGACACAGCAAAAAAGAUACGUGUCGUCAAGGCAACGCCAGGAGGAAAUAGAGCGAGCAGCAGAGGAGAAGAAGAAGGAACAGACUUGGUGUGAUCCACCUGUCUUGCCCACGACGAAGGCGCAGAAGAAGAAGCAGGAAAACGAGCACUGGCUGGAACCAGGUCACAACGUCUUCUACAAGAACGAAGUGGGCGUCAUCAAAUACAUCGGCCAAGUCGACUUCGAGCCCGGGGUCUGGUUGGGCAUCGAGCUGAGAAAGGCCAAAGGGCGUCACGACGGAGUGGUGAAGGGCAAGCGCUACUUCACUUGCAGGCCUCGCCACGGCAUUAUGGUCAAGCCCAGCAAGGUCUACGUCAGAGGAAUCAACGGUGCAAAGCUCGUGAGACCCGACAACGAACUGGAGGAAUAACUUGCCCUAACUUCGAAGGGAGGGUCAAUUUGCACAGUAUUUAUAAAUCGAAAGCAGUAGGCCUAGCUUCGAAGUGGGGUUAAUUUGCUUCGAGUUAUAACUCGAAUUCAGUAAUUUGAAGAGGAUAACUUAAGAUGGUUACUUUAAUCUAAAGAGAUACAGAGUUCUGGAGGUUUCCAAGGUCGGUGAGCUAGAGUAGGCCUACAUAAGUAACCCCAGUUUGUAUAGGCCGAGUAAACACGUAUAAAUUGCGGACCACAAUGAUAAACACGUACAAUAAUCCAUAUUCUUUCCAUUGUCUGAAACUAAAAGGUAAACUUUAGAUGCCUAGUUAAGCUAGUUUUCUUUUGGAGCAUAGCACGAGCGUAGAAUCCCUUUUGAGCAUGUUUUAGCAAAUGAAGUAAUAAUAAACAAACCAUUUUAGGUUAUUCAUAAAAUCCUGACAAGGCAGGAGAUUCCUUCCCCUGACAGGAACCCUGUAAUUCAAAAAGCCACAUAUCACCAAGUUCUUAGACUUAUACACACACACAGCAAGUUACAGUAAGUUUGAUUUUUUGAGUGAUGUCGUCCGCACAUUUUGCUUUAAAUACGAUCUUGUUUGAAUCACGCAGUUACCAGCUAUAGACCGUUUUUUAAAAGACCUAAAAAUUGCUGUUGGAAGACCCCCAAGUAUAGAUACUAUAAACGAAAUCUUAUUGGAAUCGCCAUUGUUACCUAGCACUACUGAUCAGUCUCACCCACAGAAAUUAAAUAUCGUACUUAAUAUUCUUCCCGUACCAAAUAUACUUGGUUCAAUUAACUCUCCGGGAUAAUGACUUAUUUAUAUGAUGUAACGAGAGUUAAAGAUAACGUUCUCAUUGUAAGGAGGCCUUCCCAAAGCUUUAAUAGUACUAGCCUUCUUUUCCUUCCGAAACUUGGUCACAAGUUAGUCCUAUUUUUCGGUCGCUUGUCUUUCCCCUUUCAGUCUGUUAAAGUUGUUUUUAAGGUGUUUAUGAAAGCAAAUGAAAGAGUUAUAUUAUUCGAUACAUAUAAAUAUCUAUGUAUAUUGUAUAUAGUAUUUGAGUUUGUGGUUGAUUAUUUUAUAUAUAUAUACAUUGAAGAUUUGUUUAUUGAUGCUUCGGCACACUUGCCUCUCUGCCCAGACAGAGAUAUUAGUGCUAUGUGUGGCUUUGUAAAUAAAAGUACGCAAGUCUAAUACUACAAUAAAGCAGUAUUAGUAACGUUUA
Molecule: messenger RNA, 4216 nt
Organism: Macrobrachium nipponense
Lineage: Eukaryota; Metazoa; Arthropoda; Malacostraca; Decapoda; Palaemonidae
Product: CAP-Gly domain-containing linker protein 4-like
Exons: 15
Coding region: 258-2990 (910 amino acids)
Biological process (GO): cytoplasmic microtubule organization
Cellular component (GO): cytoplasm; microtubule plus-end; nucleus
Molecular function (GO): microtubule plus-end binding
Source: RefSeq, a predicted model, not a curated record